GAAUAGGCAGUAUAGAGUAAGGUUUCUUGAAGUUAUUUCAUGUUUGUUUAUGCAAGUAAUUAUUUCGCGUUUUUUGACACGCGCCUUUCAUUAACUAACAGUAAGGCAGUAAGGCAGUGUGAAAAGAGAAUUGCCCAUUUCGUUAUUUCCGUUUUUUGUUACUUCACUGAAAAAUAGUUUACUCUAUUCCUACAGGCUUACUAUAUUGUGCUCAGGCCCUUACUGCCACGUGAAUUGCCGCUACGUUGUAUCACGUUGUAUGGUACUACGUGACUACAUAAAGUAGAAGAUUGUUUAUCUCUUGCCAUCAGAUUUUCUGUUCGUCAAAGUUUUCAUAAUAUUGAUGACAAAUUGAGCUAUACGUGUUUUCAAAAUGUCGUCAAUCAGUGUAGAUAAGUGGACAAUAGAAUAUUACAUUGCAAAUCAGAUAUCCUGUCAGCAAAUGUUAAAAGACCCAGAUGUUUGGAAACAAAUACCUUUAUUAAAUUCUGCUCCAAUUUGCAAUUUCAAAGAUAAACAAUUGGUCAGAUUUCAGGGAAUGAUUCAGGAUAUGUACGAUCCUGAAUAUUAUCUUGAACAAUAUGAAGUGAAAAAUACCACGACUGGAGAGAGUGAUAUUAGAUGCGGACUAUAUAUUGACGUAGCUCAUUGUUUGCCACAUGAAGAAGUAUGUUUUGAGUCUGACAAAAAUAAAUACUCAAUGAGGAAUAUCUAUGUUGUAAUCACUACACCUGGUUUAAAUAACUGGGCAAGGGAGGAAGAAAUUACUAGCACACAUAUAAGUGAAAUAACUAUUCAAAAUGACAAUGUCUGUAAAAGAAGUUCGAAUAAUACUGAUUCAGAAAAAAUAGAUUGUUCUGAGUCUUUCACAAAAGAAGUUACAAUGAAUGAUAUUAAUGAAAGCACAAACGAUGAUUAUGAACAAAAUGAUGAUUAUGAAGACAGAUGUCUGGCUAUAUUCUUAGAUCCAGAGUCCACUUUAUCUUUUCCUUUUAAAUGUAAUGAUAAUAAACCAUUGCACGCUUGCAUAGUAAAGAUUUAUGGUGAGUUACCUUUGAAACUGAACAAAGAGAUUGAUAUAAUAGGAUUUGUCUCAUUAGAUCCUAAGUUUGGUACAUUUCACUUUCCCAAUGAUGAGGCGAGUGGUUGUUCCAGCCAGACAAAUGAAGAAAGAAUUGAAUCAUUUUCCAAAGUGCCUAAAUUACACGCAAUAAAAGUAAUUGAGCCUACAAAAGAACCAAUUGUAUAUCUAGAAAUCGUUCCUAAAGUUCAGCUCAUCAAAAAUGAUUUACACUUAUUAUUAAGUCAGUUGCUGUUCGGAGAUCAUAUAGCCGCGGAAUAUGUAAUGUAUAACUUGAUUUCCUCAAUAUAUUACAGAGAGGAUAUCACAGAGAGGUUUUGUCUUGGCGCAUUUCCGGUGAACAUAACGAAUAUUUCUGUCAGCAAACAUAGAACGUUUCCUAGAGAGUUUUAUGAAUUUUUAACACAACUUGUAAAAAAAAGCUAUUUUUUGGACCUAACUUUGGAAAAUUUGAACCUGUUAAAUAUGAUUCCAAAAAAGACUUACGAAGAUCACAACUGGCUAGAAAGCGGUAUUCUUCAACUGAGUGAUCAUACACAUCUUGUGAUAAAUGAGACCAGAUUAACUUUCGGAAAAAUCAGACAGAAAGGCAUAAACAAUUAUAAAGCUCUUGUUGACCUAGGUAGAUACCAAAAAUUAACAUACGAUAUAAAAUAUUGUACAGUGGAACACGAAACGGACAUUCCAAUCUUGAUUUUUUCUGAAGAAAAAUCAUUUAUUCCCUCUAUUCAAGUUCGUUUAAAUGACGAAGAGUCGGAAAAUAUGUACGAUAAUAUAUUUGAAGCUGCAUAUGAAUAUAUAAAGGAUGAGACCCGAUUGAUAAAUAUUCGUCAAUACUUGGAAGCGCUAAAACACACGGGAAAAGUUGUUCUCUCUAAAGAAGCUCAAAAGAUGGCUGAAGAAGAAUGUCUAGAGAUUAGAAAUAGGAAGUAUAGAUCUCGGCACGAAUUUGACUUGGUAAUGGUUCUAGCUAGAUCGAUGGCCAUAUGUUGUGGAAAAAUGGAAAUAGAUGAAGAAAUCUGGAGGGAUACUUUAAAAUUAGAAAAAGAGAGAAGGGAAAGAUUGUUAAUAUAUGCGCAAAGAUAAUAUAUGCGCAAUAA
This is a messenger RNA of Pseudomyrmex gracilis, 2181 nucleotides long. Its product is annotated as mini-chromosome maintenance complex-binding protein. The record is from RefSeq and is a predicted model, not a curated record. Gene Ontology annotation, biological process: DNA-templated DNA replication. The transcript is spliced from 8 exons. Bases 374 to 2167 code for a protein of 597 amino acids. Gene Ontology annotation, molecular function: chromatin binding. NCBI's taxonomy places the organism in Eukaryota, Metazoa, Arthropoda, Insecta, Hymenoptera, Formicidae.